AGGCUGCGCGAAACCGAGAAAAUUUCAGUCCAAUUUCCACCUCCGCGUUGCUGUAGUCGCUUUUCGUGCUCCGUAGAAAUUCACGUGAAAAUCGUGUCUGCAGUUUUAAUUUACGGCGUUUACGCAAAUAAAGGAUACAAAGUAACAGAAUCAUGUCAGUCGAAACUAAUGGGUCUAUUCCAACACCGGAAUUGGAAAAGUUAAAAUUGGAGAACGGCGAAGGAGAUCAAGGUCCAGCUUCUCCCACUCCAUCGACUCCUAAAACACCAACGGGUGCGUCACCUAUGGACUACACGUCGGCCUUCAAGGCAUUUUCGAAAUUCGGCGACACAAAAUCGGACGGUAAGCACAUCACGCUAUCUCAAAGCGACAAAUGGAUGAAGCAGGCGAAGGUGAUUGACGGUAAAAAAAUCACCACGACCGACACGGGUAUAUACUUCAAAAAACUAAAAUCCUUGAAAGUUACGUUGGACGAUUACAACAAAUUUUUGGAAGAUCUCGCUAAGAAUAAGAAGGUUGAGGUUGAGGACAUUAAGGCGAAGCUGGCCAGUUGUGGAACGCCUGGAGUUACGGGAGUAACCCCGAGCAAAGCAGCCGCGACUGUAGAUCGUCUCACUGACACUUCGAAGUAUACCGGUUCUCACAAGCAGCGCUUCGACGAAAGUGGCAAAGGUAAGGGAAUCGCCGGGCGAAAAGAUUUACCCGAUUCCUCUGGUUACGUCUCCGGUUACCAAAACAAAGACACAUACGGAAAAAAAUAAUUUCCAGUACAGUUCUUCUACUAGUUCUUAGGUAUUAAGUUUGUUCCAGAAUAUUUCUUUAAGAGUUUAACAUUUUAUAUAUACAAUCAAAAGUCUAUAUAUUUUUACAUUUUAAACAAUAAACCGAAAAGAUGUCUGUUUAA
Messenger RNA from Photinus pyralis (common eastern firefly), 904 nucleotides. It is a transcript of the gene ringer, whose product is annotated as TPPP family protein CG45057. Gene Ontology annotation, molecular function: tubulin binding. The record is from RefSeq and is a predicted model, not a curated record. Bases 153 to 761 code for a protein of 202 amino acids. Lineage: Eukaryota; Metazoa; Arthropoda; Insecta; Coleoptera; Lampyridae. Gene Ontology annotation, biological process: microtubule bundle formation; microtubule polymerization; positive regulation of protein polymerization. The transcript has 3 exons. Gene Ontology annotation, cellular component: microtubule.